Myxozyma melibiosi is the source of this 1579-nucleotide messenger RNA. RefSeq lists its product as uncharacterized. Lineage: Eukaryota; Fungi; Ascomycota; Lipomycetes; Lipomycetales; Lipomycetaceae. The transcript has 3 exons. The record is from RefSeq and is a predicted model, not a curated record. Gene Ontology annotation, molecular function: protein binding. The coding region runs from base 140 to 1312 and encodes 390 amino acids.
CUCAUUGGGACAUGCGGAUUUAUCUAGAUAGUGACGAGCAGUGAUAUAGAGACGAGUUCUUAUCCUUGAACCUCGCAGCUUCCGAUUUCUUCACCCGCUUGCUUACUUACUUACUGAGAUCACUUUAUCCGAAGCACUGAUGAUGGCCACUGAAGAAGAGAUACUUGUCACACUUUCUCCAAGAAUUGAUCGCGAAGAUCUAGGCCGCGGACAUGAUAAUCUUUAUCAGCAUACACUUUUCGAGCGUCAGUUUAUACUAUCGACCUCUAGACCAGAAAUAGUCAUUGGGCGUAUCUCGCACAAUGCUAAUAAGAACAUCCGAGCUCUUCCUGACAACGCUAACUUUGAUUUCCCAAAUGUUUCGAGACCUCAUGCCUCUCUAUCUUUCGACUUUAACCCCGAAUCUGGCUGUCAUGGUUUGAAAUUGAGAGACUGUCACUCUCUGCACGGAACAGUCGUCGAGGGAUCUCGAAUUACGCCUGCAAAAGAUAUCAUGCUGCAUAGUCACGAUAUCAUUCGAUUAGGGGCUUCUAUCGACUACCAAGGAGAUACGGUCCCCGUUCUAGAGAUAGAAGUUAUCUAUGCAGUUAUUACCUCGAACAAGAAGGAUGACUCAUCUGACGCCGGCUCAGUAUCUCGUCUACAGCCUAUCAAGCAUAUUGCAAAUGGAUUUGGCAUCGUGGAAACUUCUGAGUCCGAAAGCGAGAACGUGCUGUCUAUCACGGAGCAGCAGACUACAUGUAUGGCAGCCAGCGAUAUCGAAGAAGUUCACGGUACGACAGCGUCAGACACCUGCAGUGUCGUUGAUCUCGAAAUGACUCUCGAUGCCUGUCAGUUCCCAGAACGUGCUUCCUUCACUGAAGUCGAGCAAUCGUUGGAAGCUGAUAUAUCUGAGCAUUCGAGCCCAUCAGAAGGGACUUCUAUGCUGAAGAGAAAAUUCAGUACGUCUGGGGACUCUGAUGAACUUGUCUCUGCCGAGAUGGGAGAUUCUCUACCGAUGGCUUGCUUGGAGAAAAAGCAGAAAUACACGACUGAGGACAAAAACUGCACUAUCCGGCUGAACAAGAGAAUCUCUAUGAUCGAUACCGCCCCGCUUACUAAUAAUUCUGCCCUUGCAUGCCACGGCCUAAUGAAAGAUGCCGGUUCUGCAUCUUCCAUAUGUCACAAUGGCAAAGAAAAAAGAGUUGGCUCAUCCAGCGCAAAUGUUGGAAGCCUCAUAUUGGCAACAGCUGCUGGAAUCGUCAUAGGCAGUGUAGGUACCUUCACCGCAUUGGCGUCCUCUGCAGCUGACAAGUUUCUUGAUGAUAACUGAUUGAUCUGAAGUCGUUUUUUUGUAUCUCUGUACUGGUAUUUUCUUAUCUUCUGAUAAUCCCUUUGUCUUUUCCCUCAUAAUUGCUGGGAAUUACGGCCGUAUCGUUGCGUUUGCUAUUAUUAUAUAACUCAAAUAUCAAUUAUCACUCGUUAAUCGUGUCUCAUGAAUUACUCCUCUUCAUUUAGGGAUUAUUCAUGCUCAGUCUCCUGUCUAUUGCUUAUAAUUUUAUAUUUGAGAAACGAAGAGCUUCGAGGCCAGCUAUAUAUU